Molecule: messenger RNA, 322 nt
Organism: Thlaspi arvense
Lineage: Eukaryota; Viridiplantae; Streptophyta; Magnoliopsida; Brassicales; Brassicaceae
Source: the annotation of a GenBank genome assembly
AAAGAGAUGGGUAUAUACCUUAGUUCUCCGAAAACAGAUAAGUUUUCAGAAGAUGGAGAGAAUGAUAGACUUAGAUAUGGUUUAUCCUCUAUGCAAGGUUGGCGUGCGUCCAUGGAAUUCUGAUUUGAAAUGCUGGCUUGCGUUCACUUUGCCUCCAAAUCUGACAUUGCAGAUUGAUUUAGCUAAGAGCAAAGAUGAAAGUGCAUCUCCACAGUCCGUUUCUCUUCAGAUUUUAACCAGUUCGUUUCAGUCUUAUGUUAUCGAACAAUUUAAUUCACAGUCUUGGAAAUUACUGAGAACUAAGAUAAACAGGGGAAAUCCG